Molecule: messenger RNA, 3929 nt
Organism: Ornithorhynchus anatinus (platypus)
Lineage: Eukaryota; Metazoa; Chordata; Mammalia; Monotremata; Ornithorhynchidae
Gene: GBA2
Product: glucosylceramidase beta 2
Exons: 17
Coding region: 798-3374 (858 amino acids)
Biological process (GO): carbohydrate metabolic process; glucosylceramide catabolic process; central nervous system development
Cellular component (GO): membrane
Molecular function (GO): glucosylceramidase activity; beta-glucosidase activity
Source: RefSeq, a predicted model, not a curated record
CUUCGCUCGGGCGCCUUCGGAGGGACUCGGCGAUGCUGAGGUCCCGCUCGGGGGAACUUCGGCCGCCCUCGGGGAGCCUCGGAGCUGGAGGGAGCAGGACCGUCCGUCGGGCUCCGGGCAGCCCGUCCCCACCGACUUUACGCUCCGCAGAGGCGGGGGGCGGCCGAAGGGAGGGGGGCGGGCACCGUGCCCACCGUGCCCGCCCUGCCGCCGCACCCUGGGGGCAAGAGGUCGGCGUGACAGUUGGGCGCCGGGGCCGAGCGGUCGUUGGCGCCGCCCCUUCCCUCCCCGCCCGCCGGCCGGGGCUGAUUGGGGGCGGGGAAGGGUGGGCCGGGAUUCGGUGCCCGCCCUGCGGGGUCGUCCGCCGGCCCCCGGGGCUCCUUGUGGCUACCUGAGCCUCCUGCGGGGCUCCUCCCUCCCCGCAGGCCUCCCUCCUCCUCCUCCUCCUCCUCCCUCUCCCUCCUGCCGCCGGCCACUAGAAUCCCUGUAAUUCCAUGACGAGGAGGCCGGGCCCUUCCUUCCCUCCCCGGCCCCGGUGAGCUGGCCGGGAGCCUGGGGCGUGGACGAUCACCGCAACAAUAGCCCGCUCUCUUCCUGGAGGCCGGCACUCGGCCGCGCUCCGACCCCGGGGCCGCGUCGUGGGCCGGCGGGGGAAGGAGGAGAAGGCCCGCCAACCUGUCGGGAGAAGGACAGUCCGGACCUUGGAGGGCCCGCACGCCGGGCCCCGCAGCUCCGAGCGAACGGGGGCCCGGGGGCCCGGGGGGCUGCAGAACCACGAGGACCUGGGCCGUCCGAGCAUGGAGGACGAGGGGCAGAUGAUGGCAGCUUACGAAGGCACCGCCUUGGGCCGCGGGGUGCCCCAGUUCGGUUGGCGCAUCUGCCUGGCCCACGAAUUCGUGGAGAAGAGAAAGCCCUUCCAGGCCAACAACGUCUCCCUGAGCAACAUGCUGAAGCACAUUGGCAUGGGCCUGCGGUAUCUUCGAUGGUGGUACCAGAAGACACAAGUGGAGAAGAAAGCUCCUUUUAUUGACAUGUUCAACUGCGUCCCCCUGCGACAGAUCUACGGUUGCCCCUUAGGGGGCAUUGGAGGAGGCACCAUCACCCGAGGCUGGAGAGGCCAGUUCUGUCGCUGGCAGCUGAAUCCCGGGAUGUACCAACACCGAACAGUCAUGGCGGACCAGUUCACGGUGUGCCUGCGGCGAGAGGGCCAGACCGUGUACCAGCAAGUCCUCUCUCUGGAGCGGCCCAAUGUCCUGCAGGGGUGGAACUGGGGCUUCUGUGGCCACUUUGCCUUCUAUCAUGCUCUCUACCCCCGGGCCUGGACAGUCUACCAGCUUCCAGGCCAGGCUAUUGUGCUUACCUGUCGCCAGAUCGCACCCAUCCUCCCUCAUGACUACCAGGACAGCAGUUUGCCAGUUGGGGUGUUCGUGUGGGAAGUGCAGAAUGUGGGGGAUGAGGACGUGGAUGUGUCUGUCGUGUUUUCACUCCGCAAUGGGCUGGGAGGUCGGGACGAUGCAGAGGGGAACCUCUGGAAUGAGCCAUUCUGCCUGGAGCAGAGCGGGACAACUGUGAAAGGCGUCCUUCUGCAUCAUCCGAGCCCCCCCAACCCCUAUACGCUUGCCAUCGCUUCCCGGGAGACGGUGGGCACCACGGUGACUCACAUCACAGCCUUUGAUCCUGAAGGCACUGGGCAGCAGCUGUGGCAGGAUCUGCUUCAGGAUGGGCAGCUGGACUCCCCACCUGGAUGCAGCGUUCCCACCCGGAAAGGUGAAGGGACUGCAGCAGCUGUGUGCGCUGGGUGUCGGGUACCCGGGCAGGGGCAAGGUCGCCUGGAGUUCACCCUGGCCUGGGACAUGCCCAAAAUCGUAUUUGGGGCCAAGGGUCGGACUCACUACAGGAGAUACACUCGCUACUUUGGCCGAGGGGGGACCGCAGCCCCCACCCUGUGCCACCAUGCGCUGACCCAGUACGGGCGGUGGGAGGACGCCAUCGUGGCCUGGCAGAGCCCCAUCUUAGAGGACAGCAAACUGCCCCACUGGUACAAGUCGGCACUUUUUAACGAGCUCUACUUCCUGGCUGAUGGGGGCACUGUGUGGCUGGAGGUUCCACCCGAGACCCCGGAGGAGGAGUUGGGAGGGGGUGGGGAGAACCUAAGCCAGAUGCGCCCCACCCUGCUGGAGUAUGGCCGCUUCGCUUACCUUGAGGGCCAGGAGUACCGCAUGUACAACACCUACGAUGUCCACUUCUAUGCUUCCUUUGCCCUCAUCAUGCUCUGGCCCAAGUUGGAGAUCAGUCUGCAGUACGACAUGGCUCUAGCAACUCUAAGGGAGGACCUGACGCGAAGGCGAUACCUGAUGAGUGGAGAGGUGGCACCCGUGAAGAGGAGAAACGUGAUUCCACAUGACGUCGGUGACCCUGACGACGAACCGUGGGCCCGGGUCAAUGCCUACCUGAUUCACGACACGGCCGACUGGAAGGACCUCAACUUGAAGUUCGUGCUGCAAGUGUAUCGGGACUAUCACCUGACUGGGGACCGUGGCUUCUUGGCUGACAUGUGGCCCGUCUGUCAGGCCGUAAUGGAAUCAGAGCUGAAGUUCGACAAGGACCAGGAUGGGCUUAUUGAGAACGGGGGCUACGCCGACCAGACCUACGAUGGCUGGGUCACCACAGGGCCCAGCGCAUACUGUGGAGGACUCUGGCUGGCAGCCGUAGCUGUGAUGGUCCGUAUGGCUGCUCUGCAAGGGGCCGGAGCCGUCAGGGAGAAAUUCUCGUCCAUCCUGAGUCGUGGACGUGAGGCCUUCGAGAGGCUCCUGUGGAAUGGCCGCUACUAUAACUACGACAGCAGCUCGCAGCCACACGCCCACAGCAUCAUGUCCGACCAGUGUGCCGGCCAGUGGUUCCUGAGAGCUUGCGGACUGGGGGAAGGGGAUACAGAGGUCUUCCCCACUCUCCACGUGCACCACGCCCUGCAGACCAUAUUUGAGCAGAACGUGUUGGGCUUCGCCGGAGGGUCCAUGGGAGCUGUGAACGGGAUGCGACCAGACGGCAUCCCCGACACCUCCAGCGUCCAGUCCGAUGAGGUCUGGGUGGGCGUCGUCUAUGGCCUGGCGGCCACCAUGAUCCAGGAGGGCCUGGUCCAGGAGGGUUUCCGGACGGCAGAGGGCUGCUAUCGCACAGUGUGGGAAAGGCUGGGCCUGGCCUUCCAGACCCCCGAGGCUUAUUGCCGGACCCGCGUUUUCCGUUCUCUUGCCUACAUGCGACCCCUCAGCAUCUGGGCAAUGCAGCUUGCCCUAGAGCAGAGUCAGGACCAGGGGCCUGGCCCGACGCUCGCUGUCAGACGGGACCCUGUACUGUCAAUGGACCAGGAGGCGUGACCGGGGCCGGAGCCCCGUGGGUUCAACUCACCUCUACUUCCGGGUCCUUUAGCUGGGGUUCGUGGGGGCUGGCACUGAAAGCCUGCUACGAUCCUCCCCCUGCAACCCUGAGCCACGGCAAGAACAAUCACUGAACUCAACGGUCCUCCUCCCCCUUCGGUCCCCACCACCAAGAAUCCUCAGUUGGCUGGGUCGGGUUCCUGGUUAAAGAAGAGUCUUCUGGGGUGGGGAAAGUCAGUGGAAAGCACCUUCUGGGAUAGAAUGAUAUCUCCCAAGCCCUCUACUGGCCUGGCUAAGGUCAGGGACAGUGAGGGGUCAUGCCAGGCUGGUGGCGGGGGCUCUCUUCCCGCUCCCUUUGGGGCGGGGAAGGGAAGUGGGAGCCCCAUCUUGAGGGCUGGAGCCCUACCUCCUCCACCCUCCCCACCCCCCGCCUCCCCCCAACCCAGCAAGUUUGGUGUUGGGACUGCCAUUUUCAACUGUUCAUGGGAAAUCAUGCAGAGAUGGUAAGAAGCCACAGCUGGGCCUGUUCAGAAUAAACAAGAUGCCUCACCCACA